AUGGCUGCCAUCAUAAGUGUCGGUACACGUUCGCGUUAUAGACUGGCGCAAGAACGAGAAUUCCACAAAUAUAUUCCACACGAACAAUCCUCGUCGCGCUAUGCUCCAUUUGACCGUGCCAGUAGUGAUGGCUUUACUCCACAAGCCUCCUCGGACUCGGCCUUGACUUCUUACGCCCAGCUUGCUACAAAUCGACUGGGCGUUGAGCGAGCUUUUAUUUCUCUAUUUGACUCGACCCACCAACAUGUACUGGCGGAGGCCACUCCAAGCCUGAGUUUAAUUGGUGGUCGCAUGGCAAAUGAUACUGAGCGAUUAAUUUUGGGGAGCUGCAUAUUCCCGAAAGAGAGAGGGCUAUGUCAUUGUGUCGAGUCAACACCGCGCCGUCUCAGUGGGCACCAGGCUGGAGAUAUAGGCGACCAGGACAACGUCUUCAUUGCCCUGGAUAUGAAACACCAUGAGCGCUUCAACCCUUCAAACCUGCAGGCUGGGCUAUCGGAAAUUCGCUCUUUUAUCGCAGUUCCAAUAAUCAGUCCACGGGGAUACAAGAUUGGUGCUCUAACCGUAAUGGACAGCAAGGCAAGAUCAUCAGAACCCGAUCAACACUCUCGUCAGUUUUUGAAGGACAUGGCUGCGACUGUGAUGGAACACCUGUCAAUGAGAGAGGCGACAGUUAAAAACCACCGAGCAGAGCGCAUGAUUGUUGGGCUUGGUAGCUUUGUCGAAGGAAGAUCCACACUUCGCGACUCAUGGCCGGAGGCACAUGCUCAGCAAUCUGCAGCAGAAACCUCUGGGGAAUCUACAGAGGGUAAGCUGAACAUCGAGCAGCAGGAUUUACAAGAGCUUGCAAAGGAAACGGGCAGGAAAACUCUUGCAAUUCGACAACCAUCGCACAGAGCUCAUCGUCCUCGAGCCAGUAGUCCUAAAUCGGACAGCUCUGAUCAACCACCACCGGACCAAGCAAAAAAACAACAAAUACCCGGAAUAGAAUUCUCUCAAGAUAAGAACUCCGCGCGAGCUGUCCUAACAGGCAGUGGUCUAAACCAAGACACUUUCCCAUCCAGCAUAAGGAACGUUUUUUCACGUGCAGCAAAUCUACUGAGAGAGUCAAUUGGGGCGGAAGGGGUGAUGUUUCUUGAUGCAAAUUCCCAACGCUUCGGAGAUCUGGUUGAUGAAACCAAGCGAAGAGUGUCUGGCUCCGGUGGUUUCGAUGAUACCAAGUCAAGCGCCGAAGAUGACAGCACUGGCUCAGAAUCAUCGUCUCGUAGAUCUAUUUCCGACACCGACCAGGAUUCUGACAAUGGUAACCCGAGAGUGUCUGAAUGCCUAGGGUUUUCAAGCUCAAGGGUGUCGAGCAUUAAUGACGAGGCAAGAGCUGGGCGCGCAGUCACGGUACCAGAGCCGCUCUUUAGCUCUCUAAUUAACCGCUACCCUCAAGGGAAAAUAUUUACAUACAAUUCAGAUGGCUCGGUCUCUGAGGACAGUGACCUUCGAGCCCAGAAAGAGUCAAGAUCUGAUAACACUACCAUGCCUCAUGAGAAAGAACGUCGCUCGUCCAGCAAACGCAGACGCAAACCAGCUUUCCAGCGGCAUGCUGAUGACUUGAUCAAAAUAUUUUCCGGCGCCAGAAACGUCCUCGUCUUACCAAUUUGGGACUCAGAUCGAAAAAGAUGGUUUGCGGGAGCAUUGAUCUGGACAAAUGAGCCGCACCGAGUCUUCACAUUGGAAAAUGAACUUGUCUAUACAUCUGCCUUCGCAAACAGUAUAAUGGCGGAAAUUCGGCGCAUUGAUGUUGAGGUAGCGGAGAGGGCAAAGAGCAACCUUGUCAGUAGCAUUACGCACGAACUCCGAAAUCCACUGCACGGAAUCCUGGGCACGGCCGAUAUUCUGAGUGACACAGCCAUGAAUGCACUCCAGCAUGGGAUGGUUCAUACAGUCGAGUCGUGUGGUCGUACUCUGCUGGAUACUAUCAACAGCCUGCUUGAUCUGACAUUCAUCGAUCAAUACAGGAAAGGUGAUACUAUUCAAAAUGGAAAGCGCAGAAAGAAAUCAAACCCACACCGGAAUAUACCCCUUGGUCAGAACCCAUCAAUUUCUCAUGUUGAGCUGGAUGCUGUUCUUGAGGAAGUUACCGACUGUGUGUUUGCUGGUCACUGUUUCUAUAAUCAUCCACAGGCGCCUCCUCCGGCUCUUACAGAGUCUUCCUCGCGAUCCGCCGGCCAGACUAAGCAAGCAGAUCCUGUUGGCCCCCGAGCUAGUCAGGUCACGGUCAUUUUUGACAUUGACUCAAGCACAGAAUGGGAUUUCGAGACUCAUGCUGGUGCCUGGAGACGUAUUCUUAUGAACGUCUUUGGCAACGCACUAAAGUAUACCUCUUCUGGUUAUAUCUACCUUGGGUUGAAAACAUCUUCAAUCUCUAGCUCCGAGUCAACACCAAAGAAGUCUCCUAGCAAGCAAACGCAGGGGUUCUCUGUCACUAUCACCGUGAAAGAUACUGGAAAGGGCAUUGGGCCGAAGUUCCUACAAAACGACCUGUUCAGCCCUUUUAAGCAGGAGGAUCCUCUUGCAUCAGGCAGUGGGUUAGGGCUGAGUAUUGUACGCCAGGCUGUCAGUCUUCUCGGAGGCUCUAUCGAAAUUGAAUCGACUCUGGGGCAGGGCACUCAAAUUUCAAUUCACGCACCACUCGUAAAGUCAAUUACAACUUCAGAUUCGUCAUCAUCGAGAUCCAUCUCCUCCCUGAAAGCCCAAACCGAAGGACACACAAUGGGAAUCCUAGGAUUCGGACAGUCCUUCCGGUCUCAACGUGACACAGCACUGUAUUCGUCAUUAGAACGAAUGUGCCGCGAAUGGUUUGGUUUUGAAGUGACCAAUAUCUCACCAUCGGAGGGAGAAAGCUUUGAUUUUGACUUCUUCUUAGCUGUGCAGACAGAAUUGGAUUGCGAGGAUGUUGGAGGAAGGGACAUAUUCGGUCUUGCCCGUCGUUUGGGUUUUGGAGACUCUCAUAAUUCCCCAGUCAUCGUCAUCUGCCAGUCGCCAGAGGAAGCUCAUCGCAUGUAUGUUGCUUCCAAAAACCGAAGUGAAGCAACAUUCUUUGAGUUUGUGAGCCAGCCUUGUGGGCCGAGAAAGCUGGGUCGGGCCAUGAAUAUGUGCAUCAAACGACAACGGGAACAUGAACAAGGACGAGAUGAAAGUCACGAGCCAACUCUCUGGGUAGAGGUGCCUAAAUCCUCUCAUCUUCCAGUAGACAUCGAUGCCAGCGAUUCUCCACAAGAACGGAUGAAAAUUAGCAAGCGGCCAACCACAGAAACAAUGAGCAAACAGGAGAAUGGGCGCUCUGGUCGAGGCCCAGAAAGUCCAAAGGCUGAUCCAAAACAACCCUCUCUGUCAGAACUCCCUCUAAACGGCGAGGAAGGAACACCGAGCAACGACACACAGGAUACCAAAGAACGGAAUAUCUUGCUAGUUGAUGACAAUAAUGUCAAUCUUCAGCUGCUUUGUGCCUAUGCUCAAAAAGAUGGAAUUGCCUACAAGUCGGCUCAGGAUGGCGCUCAGGCAGUUGACCUAUUUAAGGCCGAUCCUGGAUCAUUCCAGGCCAUCGUAAUUGAUAUCUCAAUGCCCGUAAUGGAUGGCUUCCAAGCAUCACGGGAAAUUAGACGUAUAGAAAAGGAGUUUCGUGCCGGUUUGUCCGAAUCAGCUCAAAACGCGCUUCCACCCACAAUCAUCGCUGCAUUAACUGGGCUUGAUAGCUCCGGUGCUCAGAAGGAGGCUCUGGGGUCCGGCAUUAACACUUUCCUGGUCAAGCCCCUUAAGCGAAAGGAUUUCCAAGCUUUCCUGCGCCGGCAAGCUUAG
Penicillium waksmanii is the source of this 3846-nucleotide messenger RNA. RefSeq names its product hybrid sensor histidine kinase/response regulator. The transcript is spliced from 3 exons. The record is from RefSeq and is a predicted model, not a curated record. Gene Ontology annotation, molecular function: protein binding; phosphorelay sensor kinase activity. The coding region runs from base 1 to 3846 and encodes 1281 amino acids. Gene Ontology annotation, biological process: phosphorelay signal transduction system; phosphorylation. NCBI's taxonomy places the organism in Eukaryota, Fungi, Ascomycota, Eurotiomycetes, Eurotiales, Aspergillaceae.